AUGAUAUCUCGUCGGUACGUGUUAAUAGAAUUACUUAUCUAUAAUGUGUUUGAGUUGUUGGGUGGGUCAGAUUUUGCUAUCACUGAUCAACAGCAUACUAUAUCGCAAACCCCUAAUGGCGGAAAAGUGAAAAGAUGUAAAUCUCGUGUAUUGUAUUAUGCUAACCAUUGUGCCACGCAACAACUUGUAAUGAGUGGCGAUGUUGAAAGCAAUCCUGGUCCCGCACUCCAACGCGGAUUGAAAGCUCCAUCUUGUUCAAUCUGUGAGAAAUGUGUUAAAUGCAAUCAAAGACGAUUCAUUUGUGAUACAUGCUGGGAAACCACUCACGCUGCUUGUUUGAACCAAUCAAAUUUAGUACUCAAUGGUAGAAUUCCGAAAUAUUGGACCUGUUCAGAUUGCCAUUUUACUGUGCUUCCCUUUUCGAAUGUACGUGAUGUUUGCGCAUUGUACUCAUCUAUUCUGAGUGAUGGUGGUGAAUACGAGGAAUUAAUAACCAUACCAAGCAAUCCAAAACAUACGAAAAUUUGCCAUCUAAAUACGCAAUCCUUACCGAGCACAUUUGACGAGUUCUCAUACAUGCUCGAAUGUCAUAAAUUUGACAUAAUCACGUUGUCCGAGACAUGGUUAAAAAAUAAUCAGGUAUUGAUUGAUUAUGUAAACAUUCCAGGAUACCAAUUUGAAUAUAAAAACAGAACUGAUAAACGAGGAGGUGGUGUUGGAAUGUACAUCAAGGACGAACUUAUUUACAAAACUAGAGACGACAUAACCAAACUCGACAAUUCUAUCGAACAUGUCUGGAUCGAAGUGAAAGGUAGAAAUAAAAAUUACUCAUAUCUAGUUGGAACAUUUUAUCAGCCAUCUUCUAUAGAAAGAGAAAAAAAAGAUUGGCUAGAACGAUUUGAUAUUCUUUUGCGUCACAUCACCGCAAAAUGGGACGGUAUUAUCAUAAUUACAGGUGACUUCAAUAUCGACUUAUUACAAGGUGAUAAAUCCACAAUCGAAUUAUAUCAAGAUACACUUAUGACUUAUGACCUAAAACAACAUAUUACAAAACCAACCCGAAAAUCGACAUUCCUUAUUGAUCAUGUUAUUAGCAAUAUACCGGAAAAGGUAGUUAGUGAGAACGUUUUAUUGUGCGAUGAAAUUUCUGACCAUGAUGCCCCGCAUAUCGUUAUGAAUAUCAAAAAGGAUAAAUUCGAAAAACGAUACAAAUUUAUACGUGACGAGAAGCAGUUGAACAUCGAUGAAUAUAUUAGUGAUAUCGAGAAGAUUCCUUUUUCCUUGAUAGAUACUUUUGAUGAUCCGGAAGAUCAACUGUAUGUUAUGAAUGAACUCAUACUGUCCUGCAUUAAUAGCCAUGCUCCUUUGAAAAGGUGUAAAUUUACACGACCACCAGCUCCCUGGAUGAAGGACCCAUCCAUUGUAUCGUCGAAACUGAAACUUGAUGAACUUCGUAGUGAAUUAAAAUCUUGUGAUGACAGAGAGGCUAAACAUGAGUAUAUUGAAACGAGAAAUAAAUUGAAGAAGGCUAUCAAACACUCUAGAAGAACCUUCUAUCAAAAGGCUUUAUCAAGUAACCGUUCAAAGGAAGUAUGGAAAACCAUAAGAACUAUUAUUAAACCACAGUUCAAACAAAUCAGGCAGAAUCCCGAUACCAUCAAUGAUUAUUUCAAUUCCAUUGCAAUAAAGUUAAGCAAUACAAAUGAGUUAAACAUUUCUCCCACCAUGAAUGAUGAGGCUGUACCGGCAAUGGAUUUAUUUGACCUUCGUCACGCUACCCAAGAGGAUGUUCUCAAACAUUUGAAUUCAUUGAGAAGUGAUUGCUCUACUGGUGGUGAUAACAUACCAGCGAAAUUCAUAAAACCAGUCGCAGCCCAAUUGUCGCCAGUCCUAACAAAGAUUUUGAAUAACUGCAUCGAUGCAAACGUAUUUCCAACAUGCUGGAAGAAAUCACGUAUCUGUCCGGUACCUAAAGUUCCAGGUGCUUCGCAACUAGAAGAUUUUCGUCCAAUAUCAAUACUUCCUGUACUGUCGAAAGUAUAUGAGAAAGUCAUUUUAUCACAGCUUUGUGACUUCAUUGAUAGAUAUAACAUUUACGCUUCAACUCAAUCUGGUUUUCGCAAAGGUCACUCGUGCAUCACGAUACUCUUAAAAUUAAAGGACGACAUUUUGAAGGCUAUGCAAAGAGGUGAAGUAACUUUAUCAGUGUCAGCAGAUUACUCCUAA
Molecule: messenger RNA, 2226 nt
Organism: Hydractinia symbiolongicarpus
Lineage: Eukaryota; Metazoa; Cnidaria; Hydrozoa; Anthoathecata; Hydractiniidae
Exons: 3
Coding region: 1-2226 (741 amino acids)
Molecular function (GO): catalytic activity
Source: RefSeq, a predicted model, not a curated record